Messenger RNA from Sclerotinia trifoliorum, 2857 nucleotides. The record is from the annotation of a GenBank genome assembly. Lineage: Eukaryota; Fungi; Ascomycota; Leotiomycetes; Helotiales; Sclerotiniaceae.
AAUGGUUGUCAGCAAAGCUAUCAGAGCUACCGGAUGCGCUUCAUGUCGUUUAUCCUUAUUAAAGAAUCUUAUAUCACUCCCAAUCCGGACUGUUCCAGCAACUGGGAGAUUCCACGCGACUAAACUUGCGAGGCAACAAACCCGCUUUUCAUCUCAUAUACGGCCAAGUGAACAGGAGGAAGCUUCCAAGCAUGAGGUUUAUUUCGAAAACAAAGAGUUCUUAGACGAGGACAAAGCAGGUAGGGAGGAAGUCAAGAACGAAGUUUCUCAGUUUGAGGAUUUUCCGGAAGAUCGAGACCUUUUAGAUGAGAGCAACGCAAUUGGGGAAGACGUUGAGAACUCAGUUACUUCUGUACCAUGGUACCUGCAAGUCGAAGCUCCUCAGCUAACACCAAGAACUCUUUCCGAACGUCAAAUAAUUCCAGAUCUACCAGAAUCGCCGCCUCCAAUUCUUCAACCUAUGCUCCAACAGCUCUCCGUCGAUUUAGGUCUUGAUGAUCUUACACUACUAGAUCUUCGAAAACUUGACCCUCCACCUGCACUGGGAGCAAAUUUGAUAAUGCUUAUUGGAACUGCACGAAGUGAAAAGCAUUUACACGUCUCCGCGGAUCGACUAUGUCGAUGGUUGAGAAGUACAUAUAAGUUACGUCCAAGCGCAGAUGGAUUAUUGGGAAGAAAUGAAUUGAAAUUGAAAUUAAGACGCAAAUCACGGAGAGCUAAGCUUUUAGGCAGUGCGGCUGACGAUAAUGGCGAUGAUGGGAUAAGAACAGGUUGGGUUUGCGUUGAUAUUGGUGUGGUUGAGAGCCCAGAUAUGCAUGCGAAUGCUAUUCCUGAGGGCGAUGGGUUCGUGGGUUUUGGAAGACGGACCGAUGGAGUUAGGGUUGUCGUUCAAAUGCUCACCGACGAAAAGAGACAAGAGAUCGAUUUGGAGAAAUUAUGGGGUGGAAUUUUACGAAGGUCAGGUCAAUCGGAAGUUGAAGACAAAGAGGUAGUUGAAGAUGUAGAGGUUGGAGAGCCAAUAUCUACAAUGAAUCCUCAACCUUCACAACAUACUUCAAAAACAACCCUAAAAUCUCGAGGUUUUCAAGUUCCACAAAUCCGACAAUUCCACACUGUAGUAGCAAGAAAAUCUGACACUGCAAUGGACCAACACUCAGACGGUAUCUUAUCCUCACCACAGCGAGACGGACAAAUUGAAAACAGUAGACUAACAGAGCUUCAGCGAUCAGUACUUGCCCACUUCUCUUAUGGUGAAUUCGGAAAGGCAACAAACGAUGUAUUGGAGUACAGUGCCCAUGACUCAGAGUUGGAUUGGCAAAAUUUCCUGUUGCACCAUCUGAGAAUGUAUCUUGAAAAUGUCUCAGUAGAACAGGCAAUGCUCGAUUUGGGCAGCGGUUAUACCCCGGGGGAUACAUCCUUCCUCAAAUGUUUCAAAUAUGCUGUGGCUGAUAUUGGAGAACCUCACCACCACACAUCCUUCAAGUGGGAUUACGUUUUCUGGUUAUUCCAUUAUGCUCAAGACAUUGGUCAUCCUGGGUUUGAGGCCAUGAAAUUAAUAAAGUUGUUCAAAAUAUUUAAAAGCAAGAAAUUUGACGAUGGUGAUAUAGCUGAUGAAUAUUACCACAAAAUUAUACGUACCAUACUUGAACCUGUCCGAGGCCCUUCAGGCACAGGUUACGCUCCUUCACAUCUUAAAGUCCGGCUCGCAUUGAUGGUCAUUCAAACAAUGUAUAGGCGAGGCCACAAAAUUCUUACCGAAGACAUGUUCGUGACUUUGCAAGAGGCCACAGAACGUACUUCGGAACUCGAUGUCCUGACUGUUCAACCGAAAGCAACCAUCAAUGACUCUCUCGGACUACCUACAAAAGCCAUGACACCAAUUCAACGUCGAAUCCAUGCUCUAAUGGUAAAUCUCGAUUUACCUCCUUUUUCCGAUGUAUCUAGAAUGCGAUUGAUGCAAUUAUAUGCACGAAAUGGAUAUUGGGUAGCCUUUUGGGAUAUCUGGAGGUUGCCACUUCGUCAGUCCAAACCACAAUCAUUUGACAUGUAUACAUAUAUGUUUCAGAGGGUAGCAGAGACGGGACACCAGGAAGGUUGUAUGAAAACAUUACGCACUUGGAUUGGAGAUUUAGAUCGAGAGGAUUCCCUCGUGAAACUGGAAGGGGAAAUUGCAGAAGCUGUUAAAGCUUGUUUGAUGGUUGCGCAUGCGGAUAUUGAGCAAGAAGCAAUUGAGAAUCCUGAAAGGCCUGGGGAAUGGUUUUCCUUAUGGAGAAGAUGCCAUGGAGGAGAUGAACAGUGGAGAAAUCUUGUCGAGGCUAUGGUUGCCGAACAUGAGCAAGGAGCUGCCGAAAGUGACGAUGCUGAAUUGAAUGAGAAUGCUGCUAUGAUGACUGAUCAGGAAUUUGAUCAAGUUUACGAUGAUGAAUAUGAUGAGACUCUAGCCACGGCUGGCCGGGGCUAAUUGUGCUAAUAUAACCUUCCAGCAAGAAACGGAGCAAAAGGGAAAUGCCAAUGGACGUGGAUGACAGAACAUCUACGGAUUCGUCGAGGCUCAAAACGGAUAGAGACUACAUGAAGAAAUUACGACAUGAGUGUUAAUGUAUAGGGACAAGAUUGAAGAUAUUUUGAGCACAGAAGCUUGUUUUUGAGUGGCAACGGGGAGUUAUCCUAUAUUUGCAUGUAUAUACCUCUUUGAGGAAAUUAAUAUCACUUCCUUCAUAAAGGAGUUUGGCUUUGGUAACUGGGUACCUACAUGUGAUGAUGGAAGGACCAUUAAAUAACAUUGGAAGCUGGUUCUCGGAGUCAUUUUACUACUAUUACUUUUUUCUUGCCCGACAAAGUACAGUAAGAAGAAAAU